ACAUCAGAAGUCAAACAACAAUAGGACUGUGAUUUCUGUUCAUUACGUAUCACCAUUUCCAGUUAAUGGGUUCUUGGGAAUCAUACAACCAGAAAAUGGUGAGGUGAUGCAGUAGAAUUGUGCUUGACUCUAUCAUCUAUUCUCCUUGCGUUCCAUCCCCAUUCCCAUUCCCAUUCCCAUUCUCAUAUACCAGUUCCAUGACAGUUCACAGAUGAGUGGGUCUGGGUGUCUCAGAUCCUUGAUGCUCACUCUAAACCAAUUCCCUGAGCCUCUGUUUUCCCAUCGCUUCCCGCAUCAUUUCAGAAACCAACUCACUCUCACAACGAAACCCACCUCAUUUAUCAAUCCUCACAAGUGCUUUUGUGGGAAUGUCACAAGGUUGAGCUCGGCAGAAUAUAGUAAUGCAGCUGCGAAAGCCCAUAUCUUCGAUGGUAGUUUAGUUCGUCAAAAUGAAAGUAAUCCAAAUGGGAUUGAAUUCCUGCAUUCGGUGGAAGCACAUUGCGUUCGUGCUAAUUGUCAGACUUAUAUUUGGCUUUUAAAAGGGUGCUCAAGUUCUGGGUCCUUGUUAGAUUCUAAGAAGCUUCACUCUACGAUUCUGAAGCUGGGUUUUGAUGCAGAACAGGUAAUAUGUGAUGGCCUCACUGAUGCUUAUCUUGCCUGUGGUGAUUUAGAAGGUGCGGUUAAGGUUUUCAAUGACAUGCCCCGCAGAAGUUCAUUUUCAUGGAAUAACAUAAUUCAUGGGUUUCUUGCAAAGAAGUUGACCAGCCACGUAUUGGAUCUCUUUUCUGGAAUGAUAGCAGAUAAUGUGCAUCCUGAUGAGACCACAUUUGCCCGUGUUUUAAGGGCAUGUGGUGGGGGUAAUGUCCGUAUCCAAUAUGUUGAACAGAUUCAUACAAGGAUUAUAUGUCAUGGUUUUGGUACUAAUUUGCUCGUAUGUAAUCCCUUAAUUGAUUUGUAUGCCAAAAACGGGUAUGUGGAUUAUGCUAAAAAGGUCUUUGAUAAAUUAUAUCUAAGGGAUAGUGUUUCUUGGGUGGCCAUGACUUCUGGUUUAUCUCAGAAUGGACGGGAAAAAGAAGCAGUUCUCUUAUUCAUUCAGAUGCAAACAUCAGGAAUUUUACCCACUCCUUAUGUAUUCUCGAGCGUACUAAGUGCCUGCACCAAAAUAGAGUUAUUUGAGAUGGGAGCACAGCUGCACGGCCUUAUUUUCAAGGGGGGAUUUUCUUGUGAAACAUAUGUAUGCAAUGCACUUGUGACAUUAUAUUCCCGCUCAGGGAACUUCAUAUCUGCUGAAGAAAUUUUCAAAACAAUGAUCCACAGGGAUGCAGUAUCUUAUAACUCACUGAUCUCUGGGCUAGCUCAGCGUGGGUUUAGUGAUAGAGCAUUGGAAUUGUUCAAAAGAAUGCAGAUUGAUUGUUUGGAACCAGACUGUGUUACAAUUGCUAGUCUUUUGAGUGCCUGCGCAGAUGUUGGUGCUCUGCAUAAGGGAACUCAACUCCACUCACUUGCAAUAAAAGCGGGAAUGUCAUCAGAUAUCAUCCUUGAAGGCUCUCUGCUUGAUCUUUAUGUGAAAUGCUCUGAUGUGCAAACUGCCUAUGAGUUUUUCCUUACAACAGAGACAGAAAAUGUUGUCCUGUGGAAUGUGAUGUUAGUUGCUUAUGGUCAGCUAGAUGAUCUUAAUGAAUCAUUUCAUAUUUUUAGGCAAAUGCAUAUUGAGGGCAUGAGUCCUAAUCAAUACACCUACCCUAGUAUUCUGAGAACCUGUACCUCUGUCGGGGCUCUCAAUUUAGGAGAACAAAUACAUACUCAAGUCAUAAAAACUGGUUUUCAUUUCAAUGUUUAUGUCUGCAGUGUGCUUAUUGAUAUGUAUGCUAAGCAUGGGGAAUUGGAUACUGCCCUGAAAAUUCUCAAUAGACUCACUGAGGAUGAUGUUGUGUCUUGGACUGCUAUGAUCGCAGGGUAUGCACAGCAUGAUUUAUUUUCGGAAUCUCUUAUACUUUUUGAAGAAAUGCAAAAGAGAGGAAUUCGAUCUGACAACAUAGGAUUUUCAAGUGCAAUAAGUGCAUGUGCUGGUAUUCAAGCACUCAAUCAAGGAAGACAAAUUCAUGCUCAGUCGUGUGUCUCUGGUUGUUCAGAUGACCUGUCAGUCGGAAAUGCACUUGUUACCCUGUAUGCCAGAUGUGGUAGAAUAUGGGAAGCAUACCAUGCAUUUGAGGCAAUUGAUGCUAAAGAUAAUAUAUCAUGGAAUGGAUUGAUAUCUGGGUUUGCACAGAGUGGGUACUUUGAGGAAGCACUGCAGGUAUUUAAUCGGAUGAAUAAAGCUGGAGUAGAAGCUAAUUUGUUCACAUUUGGCUCUGCAAUUAGUGCUGCUGCUAAUUUAGCAAAUAUAAAACAAGGAGAGCAGAUCCAUGCUGCAAUUAUAAAAACUGGGAAGAAUUCUGAAACUGAGGUUUCCAAUGCUUUAAUCACAUUGUACUCAAAGUGUGGUAGCAUUAAUGAUGCCAAUAAAGAGUUUUCUGAAAUGCCUGAAAAGAAUGAGAUUUCUUGGAAUGCCAUGAUUACUGGCUAUUCUCAACAUGGGCGCGGUGUUGAAUCAAUACAUCUAUUUGAGGAGAUGAAACAACUUGGUAUAGCGCCAAGCCACGUCACAUUUGUGGGAGUACUUUCAGCCUGUAGCCAUGUAGGCUUGGUAGAUGAAGGGCUUGGUUACUUCGAAUCCAUGAGCAAAGAGCACGGGUUAGUGCCUAAGCCUGAACAUUAUGCUUGUGUUGUUGAUCUUCUAGGGCGAGCUGGUUCUUUGAGCUCUGCAAGAAAAUUUAUAAAGGAGAUGCCAAUGAAACCAGAUGCAAUGAUUUGGAGGACGCUCUUAAGUGCAUGUAUAACUCAUAAGAACACAGAAAUUGGAGAGUUUGCUGCCCAUCAUCUUCUGGAACUGGAUCAGACGAGGCAAUUAAUGAAGGAAAGGGGUGUGAAGAAAGAGCCUGGUCGUAGCUGGAUUGAGGUAAAAAACUCAGUUCAUGCAUUCUUUGUUGGUGACAAACUGCACCCGCUUGCAGAUAAGAUUUAUGAAUUCUUAGGGGAUUUGAAUGAGCGGGCAGCUGAAAUUGGUUAUGUUGAAGACCGCUACAACCUUUGGAAUGAAAUAGAGCAGCAGCAGAAAGAUCCAACAGAGUAUAUUCACAGUGAGAAAUUGGCAAUCUCUUUUGGCCUACUCAGCUUAUCUAAUACGAUCCCUAUACGUGUAAUUAAGAAUCUUCGUGUUUGUAAUGAUUGCCAUAAUUGGAUCAAGUACAUGUCAAAGAUUUCGGAUCGAACUAUCAUAGUACGGGAUGCUUAUCGUUUUCAUCAUUUCAAAGAUGGUGUGUGUUCUUGUAGAGAUUACUGGUAAGAUUGUCAAAAGCUUGCCAGAAUCCAUGUUUCCAUCGAGGAUUUCAAAUCACUUUAUUGUCCUAUGAUUGAGUCGAUUCAAGUUUCCUCCAAUAGAAGACCAUG
Messenger RNA from Prunus mume (Japanese apricot), 3489 nucleotides. NCBI's taxonomy places the organism in Eukaryota, Viridiplantae, Streptophyta, Magnoliopsida, Rosales, Rosaceae. The record is from RefSeq and is a predicted model, not a curated record.